AUGAAUUUUUUUCGUUGCAAUUGUACAAAUAUCGAAUAAGGUUUGGAUAUACCUAAUAGUAAUCUCUAUAUUGAAUAAAUCAUAUUGCAUUCGAUGAACCAGGAGAAGGUUAUAUCUAUGACUAUGGAUUUAAAUGUAAUUUUGGAAGGAUUCAAGUUGAACAGGAAGAAGGAUUGUCUAUAUUUACAAGAUCUCAAAGAUUUCAAGGAGGAUCUCCAUUAUACAUUAACAAAAUUGAAUCAAUAGUUUUAGAUCCCUUUAAAUAAUUAAGAUGAUAGUAGUUAACAAUUUUAUUUAAAUUUAAACUUAUAUGUAUAUGAAGGCUGUUAUAAAUUAUUAUACUUAUAAUAAAAAGAGCAAUAUUUCCAUAAAGAUGAUUACCUAUUUGGAGAAUGGGAAAUCAUGGGUUCAACCCAAGAAAUUCAAAUAGAAUUUAUAUAAGAUAAAACUAGUUAAGAGUAAAAUCACAAUAUACUUAGAGAUCUCACGAAUUGUACUCAAAAUCAAUAGGUAGAACACCUUAUUGAAGAUGAAAAUCCAAAAAUAAAAUACUCGAUAAGCAAGACUCCGAAACUCAAAAGAAAGCGCUGA
Molecule: messenger RNA, 591 nt
Organism: Paramecium tetraurelia
Lineage: Eukaryota; Ciliophora; Oligohymenophorea; Peniculida; Parameciidae
Exons: 3
Source: RefSeq, a predicted model, not a curated record